AUGGAGUCGCCUCUAGUUCGUGAGAUCGCGUCCCUGAACUGUAACGCCAGCAACAGGAGCCUGGCCCAGAGUUACGGCCAGGCCAUCCAGACCGUUUCUUGGGAGGACACCGCCCGCACCAAGAACAGCUGCUGGGGCCCAAACAUUGCUGACCUCACCCUCCACGUGGCGGGCUCCCGUCUCUCGAUGAUCCGCAAGCCCAACUUUGCUGACGUCACCGCUGACGUCCCAAUGAGCUUCUUCAGCGUGACCACCGGCAACGAGAAACCCGCUGGAGCCCUCAAGCGGGUCAGCUUCAAGGACUACGUAACCGAGACCUUGGGUCUGCCUAACCUGAUUCUUAACCGCGAUGACGUCUUGCUGGCGUCAGCGCAUGCGGGACGUCAGCCCACGUCAUCACCGGGGCUGCCGACAAGAGCUCUGCUCUUCAACCGCGGCGGCGCGGCCGCAAUGUUCCUAGCCAAGCGCCUGUCGCAGGACCGGCGCGAGCGCGGGGUUUCGGAGGCGGGCGCGAUGACGGCCGACGAACUAGAUCGGAACGCGCUCCUCCUGUUCCAGAUCCCGCUCAAGCAGCGCCCGGCGCCUGAAUGGCGGUACGACUCGGAUUGUGACGAAUGCUGUGAGAUGUCAGUGUUCGCUGGCGCCUGCGAGAUGCCGGGUGCCGCUCCCGACGAGCGCAUCCGCGAGGCCGCGCUCGCGGGCCUGGAGUACGCGACGCUACGCGCGUCCGACCAAACCUACGGCCCCUUCCGGGGUUUGGAAGGGUUCAAGCUCGAGCGCGACGCGCGCUUCCCGAUCCGCGUGACGUUCCAGAUGUAUACGGUGACGGACGACCCGGUUCUGAAGGAGAGCCAAAUAAAAAGUCUGCCGGAGAGGAUUGGGAAGGUGUACGCUCGUGGCAAGGAGACGGGGAGUCUGGUGACGAACACGACGAACCGCGUGACGAAACUGCGCCCGCUCGGAAGCGUCACCGGAGCGGAGCAGAUGCCGCUCUUCAACUUUUAG
Messenger RNA from Klebsormidium nitens, 1005 nucleotides. The record is from the annotation of a GenBank genome assembly. Lineage: Eukaryota; Viridiplantae; Streptophyta; Klebsormidiophyceae; Klebsormidiales; Klebsormidiaceae.